AUGACGACAAAAAUAAUUACGACAAUUGUGAUCUAUCUAUCUAUCUAUCUAUCUAUCUAUCUAUCUAUCUAUCUAUCUAUCUAUCUAUCUCAGACCUUUCCUAUCUAUCUAUCUAUCUAUCUAUCUAUCUAUCUAUCUAUCUAUCUCAACUCUUCCUAUCUAUCUAUCUAUCUAUCUAUCUAUCUAUCUAUCUAUCUAUCUAUCUAUCUCAGACUCUUCCUAUCUAUCUAUCUCAGACUCUAUCUAUCUAUCUAUCUAUCUAUCUAUCUAUCUAUCUAUCUAUCUAUCUAUCUCAGUCUAUUCAAAUGUCCCUUCUCUGACAAUUGUUAUGUAUCUAUCUAUCUAGCAAGGCAUCUAGUUAUCUAUCUAUACUUCUUUAUCUAUCUAUCUAUCUUUCUGUCUAUCUCAGUCUGUUCAAAUCUAUCUAUCUAUCUAUCUAUCUAUCUAUCUAUCUAUCUAUCUAUCUAUCUAUCUAUCUCUGGCAAUUAUUAUAUAUCUACCUAUUUAUCUAUCUAUAUUUUUAUUUGUCAAUUAAUCACUUUCGGCCACUUAUUAUUUUUGAAAUUCUUAUCAAAUAUUAUUUACAUAUCUCAAAAGGCCAUUUUUCUUAUCUUAGUUUUUUAA
This is a messenger RNA of Acanthosepion pharaonis, 624 nucleotides long. The record is from the annotation of a GenBank genome assembly. NCBI's taxonomy places the organism in Eukaryota, Metazoa, Mollusca, Cephalopoda, Sepiida, Sepiidae.